GACCGAAGACGUGUGCUAUUCGAGGUCAUACCCAUCGGCCUCACAACAUGCUUUGAGACCUUAAAAGAUGCAUGUUAAUGACACUUAUCAGUGUUGGCAACAAUGACUCUUCUGGCCAAUUACAGACUGCAGUGACAGAAAUCUUCAUCUAGUAACCGGAAAACAAAGUUCAUGAACUCCAGCAAAACAAGGUAAAUACACUAUAAGGUUCAAUUUUUUCGAUCAUGAACUCCGGUCAUGAACGACAACCGAUUACAAUAGAUGGAAGUCCCUCCGAGUUGGAUUGAUCUACGUGGACUAAUAGUUUGAUUGGGAAUGGGCCCAUAUAACUACCAUGAGUGACAUUACUAGGUACAGAUAGAAUUGUUGUAGUAAAUCAUUAUAGUGUUGAAUUAAGCGACUGAGCACCAUGGUUUAUUUGACCGCCCACUACCUUCGCCGACAUGCUAGCUGACCGCUGUGGACACGUAACUGAAGUAAAACAAAGAUGAAAAUUUGCCCGAAAUCGUUGGUGCUGGUCGCCUCUACCAUAUGUUUUCUGGGACUAUAUCAACUGUUGUCUGUUGUGAUAUGGCUACGUUUCAUGAACAGCGGUUACUUAAAUGGACUAACCCACUUAAAUGGACUCACGGCGAGAAAAGAAGACAUAAAGUUGAAGAAUCAUAUACAAGAUACACGGUCAAUAACAUGUAAAAACACGACAGUGAAGAGACUAGAUCCGUGUCAUCCCUCCAUUCUGCCAUAUAUUACUCAUUCUCCACCGCUGAAAUGUAGACGACAGACAUCAGUGGCUGAAAGUAAAGUUGACGGAGACGGAUACUUGAUGCUUAUCAUCAAACACUAUUCCAGAGUAACCGAUAACAUACACUGUUAUUAUCAAUACAUACGACACCCGACAAAACCUUACAAAGAGGAUGAGGCAUUUGUUUUAAGUAAGAGGAUUGAUUUACCUCCAGCAAAUAGAGUAAAACUUCAGGAGGAUUUUGUGUAUGUUUCCUGCAUGAACAAAUCCGGAUACAAAGUUUAUGAGAAUUUUCAUCUCCACAUGGUAAAAAGAGCUGAGUUUAUUUCCGAAAAAUACACUGAAAUAACAGGAUAUCAACCAAGGCUGAAUGUGUUAAUUGUGAUCAACGACGGAGUGUCGAUGUCUAGUGCCGUUCGUUAUCUUCCAAAAACAACAGAAUACUUAAGAAAAGCAAUGAACGGCAUCAUUUUUUCCGGGUACCAUACAGUUGGUGAAAAUUCUCUGCCAAACCUUUUUCCGCUUCUGACGGGAUUACCACAGUCUGAGGCCAGUAUUGAUUCCCCGUUUAUAUGGAAUCAUUUCUCAGAACAGGGCUAUAAGACAUUUUAUUUGGAGGACAAAAUAUACGCAACCUUCACGUAUAUAGAUCCCGAGCCUACCCGGCCCCCGACAGACUUCUAUACACAUCCUUUCUGGGUGGCAAUGGAGAACUCUUCCUUGUAUUGGGACUCACAGACUUUCUGCCUGGGCAAUGAUCCUAUACAUCGAAUUGCACUUCAGUAUCUGGAAUAUUAUAUUAAAAAUUAUCAACGUCAUCCAUAUUUUGGACUUUAUUUUUUUAAUGAACUAACUCAUGAUGUUGACAGCCCUAUCCAGUUAGCAGACGUUGAUUACAGAAACUUUUUGAAAGAACACAACGAAAGAGGGUAUUUUAACAAUACAAUAAUAUUUUUCAUGAGUGACCAUGGUGCAAGGUUUGGCAGGUUCCGCUCCACCCCUAUUGGCCGCCUAGAAGCCAGUAAUCCUCUCCUGAUAAUGGUUCUGCCCAAAUGGCUCAGGCAGCAGUAUCCACACAUAGCAGCAGCUGUAAACUCGAACACAGAGCGAUUGGUUACUUCAUACGAUAUCCACUCCACGUUAGUCGAUAUUCUUCACUCUGAUAUACCAACUUAUACCGAAAGCAUCAAUGGCAAGAAACGUAGAGAAGGAAUAGCUAAAGGAAUAAGUUUGUUCCGAAAUCUCCCCAGCAGGAGGACGUGUGCCUCAGCAGGUAUACCAGAAGACACCUGCACUUUAUGUACACCACUGGAACCAACUUUUCUGGAUAUUAAUUCACGGAAAGCACGCUUCAUUGCGAAUGCCGUAUUGACCAAAAUAAAUAACGUUCUCGUCAAUGCGACAUCAGAGUGUGACAUUUUACGUAUUUCAGAUAUAACCUACAUAGCCGUAACCUCUUACAGCAGGUUUUUUGUUACUUAUAUUGUAGUUAUUAAAACGGUGCCAGGGAGCGGGAUAUUUGAGGCGUCUGUACGUGAGACGAGGGACAUGGUUUCUGUCUCAACAGAGAGCCAAUAUACUGUUAUGACACCAGUUAUACGACUCAGUCUCUAUGACAACAACUGUUGCUGUACAGAGGACAGUCGCAUAAAGAAAUACUGUCAUUGCAAAGUGACGCGAAGACAACUUCGCAGAAAGGCUGCCCCGAAAGAUUGUUACCAAAAUUAAUGGGCUGUUACAUCUAUACUUUACA
Molecule: messenger RNA, 2495 nt
Organism: Lingula anatina
Lineage: Eukaryota; Metazoa; Brachiopoda; Lingulata; Lingulida; Lingulidae
Source: RefSeq, a predicted model, not a curated record